CCAGUCCGAAGGGGGCAACGGUGAGUUCGGCGGCGCUCGCGGUUGUUUCGCGGUCACUGCGGCUCCGUAUAUUUGUUGAAAUGGCGAAGUUUGGCGAUUUAAAAGCCUUUCUUGAAUCUUCAUUGAAUGAAAUCUUCCGUGCGACCGUCAGUGACAUUCUGGAUUCAGUGGAACAAACUGUCGGCGAAUAUCAGCGCAAAAUUCAGCGAAUUGAGUCCGAAAAUGAAGAUCUGCGAAAACGACUUUUUGCAAAAGAAAAAAUGACAAAUUAUAUCAAAACAGAAAAUGAAGACUGUGUUGUGGCUCAGCUUGACUUUUCAAGAGACACUUUCAGCCAGACUUCAUCUGUGCAUUUGAGUGAAUACAAUGAUCAGACGAAGAUGGCUGGGGAUUUACUGUGCAGCAGUACAAAAUCACAAACCACAGACGUCACAUCACUUCACUUAAACAAGGAUUGUGCAACAACAUAUUUAUUUGUAAAGGCUGACCCAGACACGGAGCAUGUAUGUGCUGUUGACCUUUCAAAUCCUCACGCUUCUCCUAAAUAUACCAGUAAAGAAAUAAAAAUAGAGGAUGCCGAGGAGAACUUUGACUCUGAACGUCACACUAUAUUUAAACGUCCUUUAGAGCCAGAGUAUAACUCUAAUAACGGUGAUGUUAAAGUAACGGUAGUGUCAGACAAACAUCUUUAUAGUGUCGGUGAGGGUGAGCGCAGCAGAGAUGAAGCAAUGGAGGAGUCAUCGUCACCGGAGCCCGAUAUCAUCUCUGAUGAAGAGUCCAAUCCAGACAGACUGUCCGAGGGAUUUUCGGGAUUGUUUCAUAUGAUGCCGUCGCAGUCGAACUCACGAGAGCCGAGACCAAACUAUUCAUGCGGUCAGUGCAACAAGAGCUUCAAGCACGAAGCGUCGCUUAACAUCCACCUGAGAUCUCACAGCUCAGAGAAGACACACAUCUGCGGCCAGUGCGGGAAGGGGUUUGACCGAGCCGAUCUCCUGAAGAACCACCAGCGCACACACACUGGAGAAAGACCCUUCACCUGUAACCUGUGCGGGAAGAGCUACGGCCACCAGGGCCAGCUGCGCAUCCACAGGAGGAUCCACACGGGCGAGAGGCCGUACUGCUGCCCGCACUGUGGCAAACGGUUCAACGAACACAACCAGCUUAAAGUCCACCUGCGGACCCACACGGGUGAACGGCCAUACACUUGCACCGUAUGCGGCAAAACCUUCACCAACGCCGGAAACCUGAGGAGCCACCAGAGAGUCCACACCGGAGAGAAGCCGUACGCCUGCGGCCAGUGCGGGAAGAGGUUUAACGGGAUGGGCGACCUUAAAACACACUACCGCAUCCACACGGGCGAAAAGCCGUACCGCUGUGAGCUGUGCACUAAGACCUUCAGCCAAGCCGGGCAUCUGACCAUCCACAAGCGCAUGCACACCGGUGAGAGGCCGUACGGCUGUGCCGAGUGCGGUAAACGCUUCACAGUGGCCAGUAGCCUGAAACUGCACCAGUUAACACACACAGGAGAGAAAUUGCACACCUGCUCACACUGCGACAAGAGCUUCAGCCGGGCCGGACACCUCAAGAGACACGAGCUGGUCCACACCAAAGAGAAGCUGUACUGUUGCUCGCACUGCAACAGGAAAUACAGUGACCAGUCGUCUCUGAAGAAACACCAAAAACUGCACACAAGGGCCAAGAACGAGGGCGACCAGAGCGCUUCUGCUGCUUUCGUCACAGAGUAGCGGUGAUCGGACCAUAACUGCAUCUUCCUUCAUCCUAAUGUUCCUCAGCAUCACUUCUUACAUAAACAUGUUGAAUCUGCUGGGCUACAGUGACUGUUUGAUUGAAAAUAUAAUUUUGACAUACAUUGAAUCAUGAAGACUAAAGGAUCCUGAGAUCUGAUGUUCAUCCCUAAUACUAAGUGGUUGUCAUAUUCAUGUCGAAGGAAUACCAUAGCAUUAUCAUGGUAGUUUUUGACACAUUGCAUAGCACACAUACUGUACAGAUGUUUGAUAAUGUAGAUGGGUCUUCAUUCCUUUAGACAGCGUGAUUUCUAUCUGUGGCUGUAUGAGUUAUGUUCAUUGGAAUUUAAUGCUGUCGUCCUGUAUGACCUGGUUUGUUAAAUGUCAGUUAUGAUGUAAGCACAUCUUAGAUUAAAUGCAAUUUAACUUAAGAAACUUGUAUAAGAUCUUCUCUAUUGUAUUGUGAAUUUAAUGGUAAUAAUUUCAACUCCUUCUGAAUGUUAACUCAAAGCUUUAGUGACAGAAUAAAGCUUUUUAAAUAGGUCAAUGUGUUGUUUGAAUCUUUAGAUUUACUAGUAUUUGGGCCUCAGCGAUCAUUACUGAAGACCAAAUAACAUUUGUCACAGUUCAUUAGGCUCGGUCAUGUCGGCCCCUGCAAAGAUGCUGUAUCAUUUUGGAUUAAGAAUUUCUAGGCAUCUAAAUGAUCAACAUGAUCAGACUUUCUACUACAUGCCUUCUGCCAUCUGAUUGACAGUUUAUACUUUUUUUAAUCAAGCAAAAGUUAUUUUACUCUAAUUGUAUAAACACCCACCUUUAGCUUGUGUUUUACAUGUCUUUUUUUUACUGAUUUUAAGUAAACAGAAUAACUUUUGGUUAUCCAGACGUCUCUUUUUUUUUUUUUUUUUUUUUUUUUUUUAGAAAACCCAGUGAGUCUUAAAUAUGAUCACCAGGCUUUUUGUUUCCAGAAUCUUUAUUUCCACUUUUCUCUGGUGGAAGGAUGUUCUGCCCAAGCCUCUAAAACAUCUCAGUUCUUUUGAGGGGCAUUUAGUUAUUCAUCUCUCAGUCAUCAUUGUAUUGCAUUGCAUUGUAUGUUUUGAUAAUUUAAAUAUCAUCUUACUAAGGCAUAUUAAUUGGAGAUAUAGAGAGACUACUGAUAUUUAUAUUUAUGUAAGUAUCUUCUAUGCUGUUAUAAAGAUCUCAUUGAUUUACAAUAGGAACGUAAGAUUUUCAUCUUACUUUUUGUACGCAAACAUAGCAUCUGUCAGCACCAAUUUGUCUCUGAAUAAAACCCUCAGUUUUCCCCCAUGUUGUCACUAUAUUAGACUAUAUGAGCCAAAAAAAGCCUGAUGUAUCCCAUACUCAAACAUUUUAAACAAAUUUUUAUUCAAAGUAUGAUUUCACAUGGUUUGCAGCUGCUGGUGUAGUUUCUCAUGGUCAUCCAGUGCCCUCUAGUGUUCAGUGUUCAGUUAUAGUAUGGUGGGAGUGAAUCACCACAGUUCCUCCAGUGAAAACAAAGUAUGGUCAAUAAGGAAUAAGUUUUUCAUUAGCAAUAAAGUACAAGAGGUAUGUUUUAAAAUAUUACACAGAAUUUACCCCAUCAAAGAGUUGAAUGGUUCGAACUGGAUAUGGAAAACUUGUGAUUUUUGUGUUGUUAAAGAAUCUGAUUCAUCUUUCAGUGUGUAUACUCUAACUUAAUUUCUAGGAUGUUUGGAACAUCAAUACAAAUCGAAAUGUUUGAUGUCAGAUUUGGUUUUGUACAAGAUACCAUUGAUUCUAGAAGUACAAUUUCUUUUCUUGCACUAAUGAUUUUACUUAAAAUAUAUUCAUGUAAAGCAGGGGUGGGGAACGUUGAUCCUCAAGGGCCAGUGUCCCUGCAGAGUUUAGCUCCAAGCCUAAUCAAACACACCUGAACAAGCUAAUCAAUGUUCUCAGGAUACAGGUUGGUAUUUUUUGUUUUCAGGGUUGGAGCUAAACUCUGCAGGGACACCGCCCCUCCAGGGUCAAGGUUCCUCACCCCUGAUGUAAAGAAAUGGGCUGAAGCUAAGCCAAACUGUGAACAUUUUGUAAAAGAAAUUAAACAGUGUGGUACUACUUUGCACAAUAUUAGAAACAGAAAAGCUAAAAAGACGUAUUAAGCACUAUGUCACUUGUUUUAAUUAUCACUUGUCUUCAUUUUUUUUUUAAAAAAGGCAAAGGUUUUUUCUUUACCUGUAUGUACAUGCACCUGUUUUUCUUUUCUGUAUACCCUUUUAUAUUUUUUGUAACUGUUGUGAGAUGUA
This is a messenger RNA of Labeo rohita (rohu), 4024 nucleotides long. RefSeq names its product zinc finger protein 391. Bases 81 to 1745 code for a protein of 554 amino acids. Gene Ontology annotation, molecular function: DNA-binding transcription factor activity, RNA polymerase II-specific; RNA polymerase II cis-regulatory region sequence-specific DNA binding. The transcript has 2 exons. NCBI's taxonomy places the organism in Eukaryota, Metazoa, Chordata, Actinopteri, Cypriniformes, Cyprinidae. The record is from RefSeq and is a predicted model, not a curated record. Gene Ontology annotation, biological process: regulation of transcription by RNA polymerase II.